CGUAAACCUCUUAGCGAGAGCCUGGGCCGCGAGACCAAGAAACACCUGGUGGUGCCGGGCGACACAAUUACCACGGACACGGGCUUCAUGCGCCCCCGCGGGAUCCAGAGCACGUGUUUAUGUGUCUCUGUGAUUUAGGAGUCCUCGAGCUUCUACUUCCUGCAUCGUAUGUCCCGGGGCCACGGAACUUACAUGGGGGAGGAGAAGCUCAUUGCGUCUGUGGCGGGUUCUGUGGAGAGAGUCAACAAGUUGAUUUGCGUGAAAGCUUUGAAAACCAGGUACAAUGGUGAAGUAGGAGACAUCGUGGUGGGGAGGAUCACAGAGGUUCAGCAGAAGAGGUGGAAAGUGGAGACCAACUCCAGGCUGGAUUCAGUCCUGCUUCUGUCGUCCAUGAACCUUCCGGGAGGAGAGUUGAGGAGAAGAUCUGCAGAGGACGAGCUGGCCAUGCGGGGUUUCUUGCAGGAGGGGGACCUGAUCAGUGCCGAGGUCCAGGCAGUGUUCUCGGACGGCGCCGUCUCUCUGCACACGAGGAGCCUCAAAUACGGAAAACUCGGUCAGGGUGUUUUGGUCCAGGUCUCCCCCUCCCUGGUGAAACGGCAGAAGACUCACUUCCACGACUUGCCUUGUGGUGCCUCAGUGAUUUUGGGUAACAACGGCUUCAUCUGGAUCUACCCGACACCUGAGCACAAAGAAGAGGAUGCGGGGGGCUUCGUAGCAAACCUGGAGCCUGUCUCCCUUGCUGAUCGAGAGGUGAUCUCCCGGCUCCGGAACUGUGUCGUCUCACUGGUGACUCAGAGAAUGAUGCUGUAUGAUACGAGCAUCCUGUAUUGCUAUGAGGCAUCCCUUCCACACCAGAUUAAAGACAUCCUAAAGCCAGAAAUAAUGGAGGAAAUUGUGAUGGAAACACGUCAGAGACUUUUAGAGCAGGAGGGGUGAGGAGGCGCACCUGGGGACGGGACUGUGCACCUGACCGGAGGGAGCAGUUCUAGAAAGCGAAGGAUCUGAUUCAUGGUCCCUGAAGGAUCUGAUUCACGGUCCCUGAGUGUGGCCCAGCAAAGACCCGGGACGGGAAACUCACUGCGGACCUGUGUCGGGCUGCCUCCAGCCCACAGGCCGGCCUGCUUUCUUCUGUCCGAGAGCACAGCCUGGGAGGUGCACUGCGCCCCAGCCCUCGGGCCGCCUGCAGAUCCCCAGCACCAGGGGCAGUUUGGGGUCUUCAGAAGUUCGCAGUGUUCCAGCCAACUAGACUCCCAUCCUGGAAUAACACGGAGAGGCUUUUGUCUUCUGCUCACCGUCAUUCACGUCGCACAGUGCCUGUGAAAUUGCCCCUAUAAAAACAUGGCCUCCCCGACCCCAGAUUGUCUGUUUGGCUUCCAUUCCCACCUCCUCUGCAGCACAAGUACAGCACCAAAGCCUGGAGUUGGUAAAGUGAACCCAACGGUCAGAAGGAUAAAGUGAACCAAGCAGCCCUUUGCUGGGCUGGAAUCGUACUUUCCGUUGCCCGUUCCGUCUGGUGAUUGGUUCGAGUGCGUCCACACGGGGCUGCUUCGGUCAUCCUGCCCUUGAGGGUGAUUUGUAAGAAGUUGACUCAUUGGUAAUAGAACGAAGUUUUGGGGAGCCUGGACAAACGUGAAAUCAAAGUACGGGAAGUGGAGGUGGGGAAAAGCUGGUUCUCCCCUGCAGUUGAAGUAGUAACGUGUUAGCUGUUGAAUGACUGAGGGUUCAAAGACAAAACCAAGGUGCUAAAGUUCUUAGGAACAGCUGAAUUCCUGCGCGGUGGUGUGACGUCUAAAAUCCGGUGCCCUAAUCUAGGUUUUGGGAAACAUUUUUUAAAGGCACUGUUCUGUUCUUGCGUUUGUUACACUUGGGAGCUGUGUACAGUGGAAGGAGAGCUUAGCAGGUGUAAAUUCAGUGACUCUGCUGCGCUUGGGUCACCUGGCAAGAUUAGAGCGAGGGGUAUUUUCAGCUGUAGUGAUGUUGAACAUGGCAUUCGAUAAUUUCAAAAUGCUGCUUGGCUCUUUUUCAUUAAAUGGUGUAUUUCUUGCUUAUAA
Messenger RNA from Artibeus jamaicensis (Jamaican fruit-eating bat), 2051 nucleotides. RefSeq names its product exosome component 2 (gene EXOSC2). The coding region runs from base 169 to 936 and encodes 255 amino acids. The record is from RefSeq and is a predicted model, not a curated record. Lineage: Eukaryota; Metazoa; Chordata; Mammalia; Chiroptera; Phyllostomidae. Gene Ontology annotation, biological process: exonucleolytic trimming to generate mature 3'-end of 5.8S rRNA from tricistronic rRNA transcript (SSU-rRNA, 5.8S rRNA, LSU-rRNA); nuclear polyadenylation-dependent rRNA catabolic process; U4 snRNA 3'-end processing. Gene Ontology annotation, molecular function: RNA binding. The transcript has 10 exons. Gene Ontology annotation, cellular component: nuclear exosome (RNase complex); cytoplasmic exosome (RNase complex).